Molecule: messenger RNA, 1768 nt
Organism: Angiostrongylus costaricensis
Lineage: Eukaryota; Metazoa; Nematoda; Chromadorea; Rhabditida; Metastrongylidae
Source: the annotation of a GenBank genome assembly
UUCACACUUUUCGAGACAAGAGACUUUCAUCAAUGGCGUGAAGCAGAUGUCGAAAAGCACCUUCAAGGCUUUCGUCGAGUAUAAGGGGCCUGAGGGCGGAUUCCGUGUGAAACUAGCCGAUAAUGGUGAUGAUUUAUCUGAGGAAGAAACUGAGGACGACGAUCGUGCUAGCAGGUGCUAUUCGGAGAUUACGGACAGCGAAAGCGACAUCCUACCGUUUACACCGCAGACGAAACAACAAGCAGAGGUGAAGAAAAGACAGGAUAAGGCAUGGUUUGCGGCAAAGGAGCUUGUAGAUAGCGAACAACGUUACGUGAGUAAAUUACGGUUAUUGGAUGAGCAGUUUCGCCAGCGAGUUCUGAAAGAGACGGCGAUCGAUAAGGAAAAACAGUUGAAGCUUUUUGCCAACAUAUCCAGUUUAAUAGCCAACGUAGUUCGCAAGCAGGCGCCUUUCUUGAAGAUGUACUCUGAGUACACAAAUAACUAUGACAGAGCAACGAAGACUUUUGACGAAAUGAAGAAGAAGAAGAAAUUCGCUGAUCUCGUUCGUGAAGUGGAGAAAUUGCCUGAGUGUGAAGGCCUUCCCCUUAGUCAUCACCUAAUCUGUCCAGUGCAAAGGGUGAUGCGAUAUCAACUGCUACUUCAGGAAUAUAAAAAACAUCUAACCGAAAAGGACAGUGAUUAUACCGACGCAGAUGCGGCGCUUCAACUUGUACUCGAGGCUGCAUCUCAUGCCAAUGAGAUGAUGAAGAAACUGGAUGGAUUUGGUAAGGUGGUUGAAGUACAGGAACAGUUAGGAAAUUCUAUUUCACUCGUCUCACCAGGACGAGAAUUGCUGAAAACCGGGACCUUGCAGAAAAUCUCUUCAACCACGGAGAAGACAGAGGAUCGAACGAUCUUCCUCUUCAAUGAUAUCAUACUAUUGGCAGGAGAGCGAAAGAUGAUCGGUCUUUGUAAAUACCGCCUACGUGCCGUAUUUCACGCAUGUCAUACGCAGAUAUGUGAAGGCGAUAAUCUUGAAAGGGAACAUUCCUUCUACAUUCGAGGGUCCGAUGGCAGUGGACCGCAGAGAUGUGUGGAACUCUUUUCAGAUUCUCAAAAGGAAAAGAAUGACUGGGUGGAAAGCAUUUGUGCAGUGAUCGAGGACUGUCGGGCAAACUCAGCUACCUUUGGUGGAAACAAUAAAUCUUCACUAGGCGAGAGUAACAACAACUACAGCGAAAGUCGGAACUGUGCUGACUGUGACACAGAGUUCAGCCUCUUCUAUCGCGGCGUGAAAUGUGGCAAAUGUCGAAGAAAAUUGUGUAAGAAGUGCUUUGGCAGGUAUCGUAGCGAGAGUAAGAAUCAACGGAUCUGUGAGCCAUGUGUGAAAAAUAUGGGUUUCGAGACGAUUCGUCGCUCAGCGUCUGCUCAAUCAAACGGACGGCCGAAUGUUCUCGCAACACCGGCUGGAGGAAAAGGAAUUCUACAUGCCAGCAUGGUAAAGUUUCGAGGUUCACUUGGCAAAGCGUUUGAGCGAUACUUUGUCGUACGAAAUGAUUUUUGUCUUUACUCUUACUUAUCACCUGAUGACGAAUGUGCAUUGGCAAUGUUGCCAUUACCAGGAUGUGAGGUGAAGCUGUGCGGUGAACGCUUCACUUUCUCACUUCGGGUCGGAUCUCGCAGGAUGUACACGGUGACCGUAGAAGACGAGCAGAAUCAGCUGCGUUGGAUGGCUGUGCUGGACCUCGCAGCGAACGCCCAACUGCAACAAGCGCCUGAGAACUGA